AUGCAACUCAGCAAAUAUUUGCUACUCCUCUUCCCUGGCAUAUCCAUUGCCGAGGGGCUUGACCCCAGCGCCAAGCAGGAGGGCUUUUUGAAGCUGGAGAAGAGAAAGGGCUGUAGUGGCAACCGACUGAACAGGGAUGAAUGUCAGGGCAAUAGGAUCAGGGCAUUCAACUCGUUCCACAACUGCCAAUCUGCUGGUGGUCACUGUUGUGCUCUAGAAAAGACACGUGAAUAUGGACUGGAUGUGAGAAAGGGGCUUGGCCGGGAGGAUUGCGGAUACUGCUACACAGGCUACUGUAAGUCUGUUUGA
This is a messenger RNA of Fusarium falciforme, 309 nucleotides long. RefSeq lists its product as hypothetical. The record is from RefSeq and is a predicted model, not a curated record. The coding region runs from base 1 to 309 and encodes 102 amino acids. NCBI's taxonomy places the organism in Eukaryota, Fungi, Ascomycota, Sordariomycetes, Hypocreales, Nectriaceae. The transcript has 2 exons.